UGGCUGCUAUGAAACGAAGAGGAAAGCUCUGCUUAAGGAGAAAACAAAAUAAACGUCUGACUAAACAUUAUAGAAGCAUCGACAGGUGAGAUCAGAAUUCUCGCAUUGCGCUUUGGAACUCUAACCUACAUCAUGGAGUGGCCAACAGUUCCUUUUGGAUUUCGGAGAUAUUCGUUGGAAUGGCCGAAAGUACGCUUUGGAAUUCGGAGGGAUAUAUUGGAGUGGCCAAAAGUCGAAGUUUCAUAUUCCAAAGCGCAUACUGAAUACAAAUUCAUCGGAGGCAGCUGGCUGCCCAUGCUCAUGACUCUUACAAUGUUGGCCUCCAUAUUUGUGCCAUAUUUUAUUGUCUUAGCCAGAGGAAACCUCAGUCCUUUCCUGCCGCUUAUAAGCCAAGUUUCUGGAAGUCCUCCUCAAAGUGGAAUAUUCAAUUUGUUCAUUAGUAUUUCGUCAUUACAAGCAUUCAUUGGAUUGAAUCUAUUCUUCAUGGGAUUAAGAAUUAAGGAAAAAAGACUUCAGGACGAAUGGGUUCGACAGACAGCUUCGCUAUUGAAUAAAAUUGCCCUCAUUCCCGGUCAUGUUGGCAUACUAGGCAUGGUCAUUGUUGGAUCUUAUCCUCUGGAUUUCUACAGGAAGACAGAAAUAUGGAUGGGAGUAACUAUUAUUCCGCACCUAAGUGGAGCAUUAUCAUUAUUUUUGGGAGGCAUUUUCUACUGCAUGAUUAUGACAUACAUAAUGGCUCUGAUGCACCCUGAACAGAAAAGGAUUUUAGGAGUCAGGAUAUUCCUUAUUUCCCUUAUCACAAUGUGUUCAGCAUUAAUGGGCUAUUCUAUGAAAGAUGGUUUCAGUCUGGAAGAAGAGAUCUCUACAUCUUGUUCGAUUCAGCCUGAAGAUGUCCAGUACAAUUUGUCAUACCUGAUUGCUGCAGUAUGCGAAUGGGCACUUAUUCUGGCAUUCAUAAUUUUCUUCAUAACCAUGCAACAAGAAGGUAAAGAUUUCUGCUUCACGAUGUGCAUGUCAUUAAGAGAAGAUGAAAAGAGUACAAAGGGAGAGGAAGAAAUCGAAAAAGUGAAAAAUGAUGAGAAUCAUAACACAGGAACUCCGGAUAAAGCAGUAGCAAUAACAGAAGAGCAAUCCUGAAGAAAGGUUCAAUAGUUUGCGAUUUUAAGUACUUUAUUACAAAGAAGAAGGCAGUUUUCCUUCCUAAAUAUUAUUCAUCUACAUUUUGCACUGUUUUAAAGACCUUAUUUUGAAGUUUUAUAUGUAAUCAAAAUAUUUUUUUGACAAAGUGUAUGUUAUUGUCAUCAUGUUUUAUUACAGCUAUGUAGGGUUCACAUGCCAAAUUCUACUAUUUGCAAAUGAAAUUUAAUAUUCUAUAAGUUCAUUAGUUUAUGCUAUUAUUACUAGUGUUUAUUCUCUACAAAUUAAGUUCUUGUAAUUCGUUGGUAAUAAAAUCAAAAUCAAAUGUAAAUUUACAGCUGAAAAUCAAAAUUUUCACUAUGUUUGUUAUAAAAAUGUUAUGAAAUAAUUACAUAAAUUUAUAUUUAAUGAUAAUCACCUUCUAUUCACGAUAAAUAAUAAAUUAUAUCUGAAAUAUGAAUUAACAUUAGUUAAAAUUAAGAAGUUUUAACUACGGAAAAUUGACAAUAUGGUAAUAUGCAAAAUUUGAUUUCACAAAAAUCUGCGUGCUUUUGAGAAUGUUUGCUAUCUUAAAAUCGAUCUUAAUAUUUACAAUUUCUAAGGCAAUACUAUCGAUAAAGUUCAGUGUCAUGUGUUUACAGUUUCAAACAAUAUAGUUCAUGAUGAUAAGCUAAGUUUUUCUGUAACAACAAAGCCAAUUAAAUAAACUUACUUAUUUAGAUUCAACAUUCAGAAGUUAUUACAAAAAUUAUAUUUGUGAAAAUAGCUUUUUAAACAUGCAAUAACAUUAACUGAAGUGCAAUUAUCAAUAAAUGUCAUAGUUCUUGUCCGGUAACAAUAUUUUUCUGUCAUGGAUUUUGAUUAUUUUCAUGUUUUCGAAAGCGUGACGAGAGCUCUUCACAAAGCCAUAUGGUUUUCAAGUCAAUUUGAAACAUUACAAAUUUCUACGUGCAAUGUACGUGAAUGUACGUGAGAAUGUAUACUGUUUUUUAAGGUCACUGUAGUCCAGACUAUGAAAGUGAUGUUUUAUUCGUGUUUACUUAUGUGCGAUUUGUGAUUUUGUGUGUAAUAAAAUUUCUUUUGUGAAA
Messenger RNA from Argiope bruennichi, 2225 nucleotides. Its product is annotated as DNA damage-regulated autophagy modulator protein 1-like. The record is from RefSeq and is a predicted model, not a curated record. Bases 133 to 1137 code for a protein of 334 amino acids. The transcript has 9 exons. NCBI's taxonomy places the organism in Eukaryota, Metazoa, Arthropoda, Arachnida, Araneae, Araneidae.